Messenger RNA from Spodoptera littoralis (African cotton leafworm), 585 nucleotides. The record is from the annotation of a GenBank genome assembly. NCBI's taxonomy places the organism in Eukaryota, Metazoa, Arthropoda, Insecta, Lepidoptera, Noctuidae.
AUGGGUAUCCAGGCUGCUAUAUUUGGGAAUUGGACCGAACAGCCACCAAGUUUAUCAAUGUGUAUUGGAGCGUGGGAUUGUUUUCGAACGUUGCCUCUGCCGCGGAAUGCAAACUUAUGCCUUGUGUCCUACUUGAUGGCCAAUUACCUGUCCGAAGCCUACAUGAUUUUGCGUCGAUGUGAUUGGCUGGUGUCGGCGUUUAGCGGUUUAAUGGUGCGGUGCGAGACUUGGAGGCGACACUUGCAGCGGUUUGUGAUAUCUCAGGCGAAGAGACUUCCAUUUGUGCAAUCCAUUAUCCUGAAAAUGCGCUUCGUCGACAGGGCGCUUAUAAAGGGACUUGAUGACUCCGGGUCAAGUGGCUUGAUUGUCAGGAUUAAGUCCUGGGUGCGACUUGAGAGAUAUUGCCACACUGCUACUUACGAUUGUGAUCGCGAAUGUCAGUUUGCCUCUCAUCUCGACAUGAUUGCCAGGUACCUCGUUAAAUGUCAGCCUAAUUGCACUCGGUACUUUGUGAAAAAAUACGAGUGCCUCAGUGUAGGCAAUGAUAAUGUGACGCACAGUGACGUUACACUGAAAAUUAAUUGA